CAACCUCAAAAACACAAAGCCUAGAGUAACACAAAAACCAAGCAGCACCAAUCGGUAUUUUUUUUUUAAUCUCUUUUCCAAUAAUACUAAUAUUCCUUAUUAUUUUCUUCUAUCAAAUUUCAAUUAACUUAUUAAUUACAUGAUUUUCUCAUCGGUACAUGUACUAGAGCCAUUGAAUAAGUAGCAUGAAUAGCAUAUGGAAAAGAGGAUUUUUUUAGUCAAGUUAUUGGAAACUUGUUGCAGUAAAUUAUCAAUUACACAGUUGCAUUCACAGUGUGUGAAAUUGGGUCUUGUUCAUGAUAGUUUCAUUGUGACCAAACUCAAUGUACUUUAUGCUAGAUAUGCAUCAAUUCAUCAUGCACAUAAGCUGUUUGACGAAACGCCUCACAAAACUGUUUAUCUAUGGAAUGCUUUGCUUAGGAGCUAUUGUUUUGAAGGAGAAUGGGUAGAGACUUUGUCUUUAUUCCGUCAAAUGAAUAAGCACAACGUUAGUUCUGUAUCGGUUGAAGAAAGUCAAAGACCGGACAAUUACUCGGUAUCUAUUGUGUUGAAAUCGUGUGCGGGUUUGAGGAAGGUUUUAUUGGGUAAGAUGAUUCAUGGGUUUCUCAUGAAGGUGAGGAUAGAUGGUGAUAUGUUUGUUGGAUCUGCUUUGAUUGAUUUGUAUACGAAAUGUGGUCUAAUGAAUGAUGCUGUGAAGGUUUUUAUGGAGUAUCCGAAACCUGAUGUUGUUUUAUGGACUUCGAUUGUUAGUGGUUAUGAGCAGAGUGGUAGUCCGGAACUUGCGCUCGCUUUUUUCUCGCGAAUGGUUGUCUCCGAGAAAGUGAAUCCUGAUCCGGUGACGCUGGUUAGUGUUGUUUCUGCUUGUGCUCAGUUGUCUGAUUUUAAGGUUGGAAGAAGUGUUCAUGGAUUUGUAAAAAGAAAGGGUUUAGACACUAAGUUGUGUUUGGCCAAUUCACUACUUAAUUUAUAUGGAAAAACCGGUUCCAUCAAGAAUGCAGCAAAUUUGUUCAGGGAAAUGCCUGAUAAGGAUAUUAUAUCUUGGAGUUCAAUGGUUGCGUGUUAUGCUGAUAAUGGGGCUGAAACUAAUGCCUUAGAUCUUUUCAAUGAAAUGUUAGAUAAGAGAAUUAAACCGAAUUGGGUUACUGUGGUUAGCGCAUUGCGAGCGUGUGCUUAUACUUCCAAUUUGGAAGAAGGUAUGAAGAUUCAUGAAUUGGCAGUGAAUUAUGGUUUUGAGAUGGAAACCACGGUCUCUACAACUUUGAUGGACAUGUACAUGAAGUGUUUUUCACCUGAAAAAGCAGUUGAUCUUUUCAAUAGAAUGCCUAAGAAAGAUGUAAUUGCUUGGGCUGUUCUAUUUAGUGGCUAUGCUGAAAUCGGAAUGGUGCACGAGUCAAUGAGGGUUUUUGGCAAUAUGUUAUCUAGUGGAACUCGACCAGAUGCUAUUGCUCUAGUUAAGAUUCUCACUGCUGUUUCAGAACUGGGGAUUUUUCAACAAGCCGUAUGUUUUCAUUCUUUUGUAACAAAAAUUGGGUUCGCAAAUAACCAAUUUAUUGGAGCAGCACUUAUAGAGUUGUACGCAAAAUGUUGUAGCAUAGAAGAUGCUAACAAGGUUUUUGAAGGAAUGGCAUAUAAAGAUGUUGUUACUUGGAGCUCAAUAAUUGCAGCUUAUGGAUUUCAUGGUCAAGGAGAAGAGGCAUUGAAAUUAUUUUAUCAGAUGGCUAAUUAUUCAGAUACGAAGCCUAAUAAUGUAACUUUCAUCUCAAUUCUUUCUGCUUGUAGUCAUUCAGGUUUGAUUAAAGAAGGGAUAAAAAUGUUUGAUAUCAUGGUUAACAAGUACAAAUUGAUACCAAACUCGGAGCAUUAUGCGAUAAUGGUUGAUCUUCUUGGUCGACUGGGAGAGUUGGAUAUGGCGUUGGACGUAAUUAAGAACAUGCCAAUGCAAGCUGGGCCUGAUAUAUGGGGAGCCUUACUCGGCGCAUGUCGCAUACAUCAGAAUAUAAAGAUGGGGGAAGUUGCAGCUAAGAAUCUUUUCUCAUUAGACCCUAAUCAUGCAGGGUAUUAUAUUCUCUUAUCAAAUAUUUAUUGUGUCGACGAAAAUUGGCAUAGUGCUACAAAACUUAGGAGACUGGUAAAGGAGAAUAGCUUGAAGAAGAUUGUUGGUCAAAGUAUGGUGGAGUUAAAGAAUGAGGUUCGAAGUUUCGUAGCAAGUGAUCGAUUUCAUGAUGAAUCCGGCGAAAUUUAUGAAAUUCUGAAAAAAUUACACGCUAAAAUGAGAGAAGAAGGUUAUGAUCCUCAAUUACAGAUAGAGGAAAUGCUAUGAGUUAUUGGAAUAUGAAAAAUUGGGGAGAAAAGAUUUUGGAAUAUGCUGUUGUUUGUAUCUUUGUUUUGGUUCUCAGAGUCAUUCUUUUAGUUGUAUAGUUGUAAAUAAAUUAAGUGGUUUUAAGUAGUACACAUCAAUGCUAAAGGUUACACAAGUUAUUUAGAUUUUAGGUGAAUGACUUAAGAUUCAUUUCUUAGAGUUUAACAAUGGAAGACAAGGGUAUCAUUUUCACCUUAUUUCAUUUCUUUUCUCUGCACAAUUUCACUUUGUUGCUUCUUCUGUCUAGCUCAUGUUUUAGAGGGAGGCAUGGACAUUGGCCUCCCUUCAAAGCCAAGUUAAAUGCAUUUUUUCUCUCCAUUUUUUCCAACAAUAUUAAAUUAUUAAUAGUGUAUUAUUAUGACAUAUUUUUUCUCUCCAUUUUGUUCAUUGUUUCUUUGGAUGAUUUAUCGCGAGUUUCGUUACAAAAAUGCAUUGCUUAUGCUACCAAGCUACUGAAUUACAGAAUAUAUGAAGAAAUAUUAAGGUUAUAACUCAUAUUCAUGUUGAUGUAUUACUUAUUGUUGAAAGCUGUCUUCUUGCAGUUGAUGGUGCAUCUUCAUCUUUUUUCCUUCUUUGGUUCUUUUCAGGCCUCCCUAAAAGCCUGCGUAAUGGAGGCAUUGCACAUUUUCUUCAUCAUUUUAAUUAUCUUAAUUUUGUGAUUUUAGAAGAAUUAGAGAUUCUUUUGAGACUA
Trifolium pratense (red clover) is the source of this 3050-nucleotide messenger RNA. RefSeq names its product putative pentatricopeptide repeat-containing protein At3g01580. The transcript has a single exon. The coding region runs from base 197 to 2320 and encodes 707 amino acids. Gene Ontology annotation, molecular function: RNA binding; protein binding. Gene Ontology annotation, biological process: RNA modification. Lineage: Eukaryota; Viridiplantae; Streptophyta; Magnoliopsida; Fabales; Fabaceae. The record is from RefSeq and is a predicted model, not a curated record.